AUGACAUGGAAGAACUGUACCAUUUGUGAUGGAGCGAUUGAGAAUGACAGACAAGACGAUGCGACAAAUUCCCCUCAAAAAACAGUCAAUUACCACGAAGCGUCGGCAACGCGUCAAUUCCGUAUCGCGAUAAUCACGAAUUGCCAAGAGGUUCUGGAGAACAACGAGAACAACGAAAGUGAAGGAAAUCUCGAAAAUCGGCUCACGAGAACAGUGAAUUUCUACGUUGAUAUGUCGGAGCUCGUCAUCAUUUGCCCUUUUUUCGAAAGAUUCAAAGAGCUGAAUUGUCUGGAUAUUACAACGAACUGCACUGACUCGUGGAUUUCUGCACCUCCGAGUGUGGCGGCAUCUCGUGAAGACUGCUACCAUGACUACAAAGCACCGGUCAAUGCACACCAUUUUCAUGCUUUCUUGGAAUCCGCGUGCCCAUCACUUUAUGGAAUUCGUCCCGCUCCAAUCACACUUGAUAGCAUUAUUCCUGUUCUCGAUAUGCUUUCUCACUUCCACAGCGAACCAUUGCUUACUAAUUGUGAGCGAUUCUUGAUGUCAACUAAUAUUGGACAACUUGAUGGAUCAAUGUUAGUUCGUUUGCUUGACAAAGGACUGUGUGUCAGUUUGGAUCAUCGAAUUCUCGGAAGAAUUAUAUGUGUUUGUCUCUUGAAUACAGCGACGAAAAUGUCAGAUGUUUCCCAGGAUCUUAUUGGAACCGUCGGAUCAGUUUUCGCUCAAGCGUUCAUUGCCAACGCCACUAAAAGCUUCCGUCACGUCAAACCGUUAGAGCAAGAGAAUGCUCUCUGGCCUGCCGCUUUCCGUCAUUUGAUGAUUCCUACUGCUCCCGCAGUCGCAUCAACUGUAGAAUCAACUAGUUCCGACGAUAAGAAGAAAUAUAAAAAAGGACCAAGAAAACAUGAAUGCGACCAUACAGAAGAAUCAUUCGAAUGCAUUCUCUGCUUCGAUCAGCGGUGUAUGAAGUGCAAAGGAGAAGCCGCGUUUUGUUACAAGGCUCUAGACAAUUUCCUAUAUGAAGUACGUCUGCAGCUGUAUCCACACACCUACCGUCCACACCUCGAUCGUGAUUUGCUCCGUGAAGAUCGCCUCAGCGACUACAUUCUUCGUCAUCAGUUUCAGCCAAUUGCAGAAGACUGA
Caenorhabditis remanei is the source of this 1146-nucleotide messenger RNA. RefSeq lists its product as uncharacterized. The transcript is spliced from 7 exons. NCBI's taxonomy places the organism in Eukaryota, Metazoa, Nematoda, Chromadorea, Rhabditida, Rhabditidae. The record is from RefSeq and is a predicted model, not a curated record. The coding region runs from base 1 to 1146 and encodes 381 amino acids.